UCGGUCCCUUCGACAUCAUCCGGAAUUCGGAACAUUUUAUUUGUCUGUAGAAACUCGUCAGCGGAAGUUUGUCCUGCAGGGCGGGAAAUAUCGUGGUCUUCCCCACGUAAACAGCAUCCAGUCUGAAGCCGAAUAAGAUUCGCUACUCAUUUAUCCAUUACAUACGUUAGAUAAAUACACGCCGUUGGACUAAUUCAAACUGAAGACUGAGUUUGCGCUUCGUGGUUAACAGAAUCAUGCAAGCAUUUUUGAAAGGAACAACUGUUCAUACAACUCGACCCCUGAAGGACAAGUGUGCUUCAGGUUCCAGCAUGAAGAAGAAAGCCAAGCUUAUUCCCUGGGUUGAAAAAUAUAGACCGAAAUGCGUUGACGAAGUCGCCUUUCAGGAAGAAGCCACAGCAGUACUCAAGAAAUCACUGGAAGGAGCAGAUCUUCCAAACUUGCUCUUCUAUGGUCCACCUGGAACAGGAAAGACCUCUACCAUAUUAGCUGCUGCGAGAGAACUUUAUGGCCCAGAGCUAUACAAGCAGAGGGUGCUUGAGCUCAAUGCUUCAGAUGAAAGGGGCAUUCAGGUCAUCAGGGAGAAGGUCAAAAACUUUGCUCAGCUCACUGUUACAGGGACUCGGUCAGCAGAAGGGAAGCCAUGUCCUCCUUUUAAGAUCAUCAUCCUGGAUGAAGCUGACUCCAUGACUGCACCAGCUCAGGCUGCGCUCAGAAGGACAAUGGAAAAGGAGUCCCGCACCACACGUUUCUGUCUCAUUUGUAAUUACAUCAGCAGGAUCAUUGAGCCCUUAACGUCCAGAUGUUCCAAGUUUCGUUUUAACCCCCUUGCUGACCAGGUACAAGAAAAGCGCCUGCUAGAGAUCUGUGAGAAGGAGAAACUCAAAUACACAAUCGAGAGUAUAUUAGCACUGGUGAAGGUGUCAGAGGGAGACCUGCGGAAAGCCAUCACCUUCCUUCAGAGUGCUGCACGCCUCAAUGUCAACAAUGAGAUUACAGAACUUGACGUCAUCGAAAUAGCUGGGGUGGUUCCAACCAAGAUGAUCAAUGAUUUGCUUCAGGUCUGCUUGAAAGGAAGUUUUGAGAAACAAGAGUUUGCAGUUAGGAGCAUGGUGAAUGAAGGCUAUGCAGCCACACAGAUCCUGAGUCAACUUCAUGACUGCAUCAUUGAACAGGACUUGAGUGAUGAGCACAAGUCAGUCAUCACUGAAAAAAUGGCGGUGGUGGACAAAUGCCUGUCUGAUGGUGCCGAUGAAUAUUUGCAGCUGCUCAGUCUGUGUUCAGCAAUUGUCCCGCAAGCACCCCAGAACAACUGAAAAUGUCACACUACCAAGCAGAAACAUUCACAAAGCAAGACCAAGCAAGCGUCAAAUUCCAUUCAGCUAUGUCAGAAGAGUGGCCUGAUUGAAUUCCACAGAUACUUGACAGUAGUAUUUGUGUGAUGUGAUGCUCAUUCAAUACCAAACUGUCCAAUGAUGUCCCUUUCUUUGAUUGGACAAGCUACAAUCGUUAAUGUUCACGCUUAAUUAAUUUGAAAAGUACAAUUUUUGUUUUCAGUGUUUAGAGGAGGCAGCUGAUCAUACAGAAUUGUUAUGAUUUGGGGGAAAAAAAACAAAUGAAGCUAAUAAAAAUUAAGUCAAGGUUCAAACUA
This is a messenger RNA of Hippocampus zosterae (dwarf seahorse), 1651 nucleotides long. It is a transcript of the gene rfc4, whose product is annotated as replication factor C (activator 1) 4. Gene Ontology annotation, cellular component: DNA replication factor C complex; nucleus. NCBI's taxonomy places the organism in Eukaryota, Metazoa, Chordata, Actinopteri, Syngnathiformes, Syngnathidae. The transcript has 11 exons. Gene Ontology annotation, biological process: DNA-templated DNA replication; DNA repair. Bases 237 to 1316 code for a protein of 359 amino acids. The record is from RefSeq and is a predicted model, not a curated record. Gene Ontology annotation, molecular function: DNA binding; ATP binding; DNA clamp loader activity.